Messenger RNA from Acipenser ruthenus (sterlet), 1065 nucleotides. Its product is annotated as endothelial differentiation-related factor 1 homolog. The record is from RefSeq and is a predicted model, not a curated record. Gene Ontology annotation, cellular component: nucleus. NCBI's taxonomy places the organism in Eukaryota, Metazoa, Chordata, Actinopteri, Acipenseriformes, Acipenseridae. Bases 166 to 612 code for a protein of 148 amino acids. Gene Ontology annotation, molecular function: DNA binding. The transcript is spliced from 5 exons.
ACAAGACCCUCCCCUGAGGUAGUCUAGUAGUGUUAAUGGAAAGUGUUUAAAUAAAGCUAGAUAGUAACGGCUGUGAGUGAGUAUGUCACAUUAGAUACAGACACUUUUACAGAUACAUAUUUACAAUUGUAAGUGAAUUAAAACCAUACCAUACCAUACAAUACAAUGGCAGAAAGCGACUGGGAUACUGUCACCGUCCUGAGGAAGAAGGGCCCGACCGCAUCGCAGGCAAAAUCCAAACAGGCAGUCGCGUCGGCACAGAGAAGAGGGGAAGAACUCGAAACAACAAAAAAAUGGUCUGCAGGACAAAACAAACAGCAUCUGGUGACCAAAAACACAGCCAAGCUGGACCGGGAAACGGAGGAGCUUCACCAUCAGAGGGUCCCAUUAGAGGUGGGCAAAGUCAUUCAGCAAGGAAGACAGAACAAAGGGAUGACUCAGAAAGACCUGGCCACUAAAGUCAAUGAAAAGCCCCAGAUCAUUGCAGAUUAUGAAUGUGGGCGAGCCAUUCCCAACAAUCAGGUCAUGGGCAAGAUUGAGAGAGCCCUUGGCCUGAAGCUUCGUGGGAAGGAGGUUGGGCUUCCCCUCGAGGCGGGACCAAAAAAGAAAUGAACACAAAGCCUCGAAGUCGGCUCCCGUUUCCAGGGGGGCUGAUCUCGUCUGGUUUUACCUAUUGAAAACCAGAAUCUCCAUUGCCAAGCUGAAUAUUGGAGGGUCUCAGACUUGCUUUAAAAAAAAUACUAUCUUCCAUGGCUGUGAUGUAAAAUAUGGGUGUUGGUAUGGUGUGGGCGAUCGGAGGAUGAUGUGUUCUCUUUAAUUUGUGGCUGAAGUCUGUAUUCCAGGAUUUUAUCAUGGCCGUUUUGACUGAGUGCAAAUCUUCUUUUUUUUUUUUUUUUUUUUUUUUUUUUUUUUAAAAGAAUAAUUUAAGUUGCCUCCAUUUUAGCUGUGCUUUAUAGUCUCUCGUUUCUUUGAAUCGUGGGGAUACUUGUUCACUUCAGCUGGGGACAAUUCCAAGUACAUUUGUUUGUUUUGGAGAAAUAAAAAUUGGAACCUUUUAGCAUUUCA